AUGCCACUUAUGAGACGCCGAUGGCUUAGUUUUUCACGUUUUGCCAUGCGUCCAAGAAAUUACGGUAAUGGACAACAACAACAACAGCCGCAACAGUGUCGUAAGCGUAAAACUAAAAAAUAUUACCCGGGCUAUACAAAUGUUAUGCAAAUGGAGUGCGCAGGCAAAAGACGGAAAAAGGACCUGCAGAUGUUUACCACACUGUCGAAUAACGCUACCCUUCAAAGAAACGUUCCGUUUGAUUUACCACGAACUGUCUACCUGAUGCGUGUAUUGGAUAACCUCAGACAUCAGAAGCCGGUGAAGAACGAUGAGGAGGGUACAUCGGAAGAAAAUACCACCCAAGAAACAUUCGACACGGAAGAAAAAAUGUUACCGAUAAAUGAUAUGCAGACAGCGACGAAGCAUUUCAGUUAUGCGCAGUCACCAUCGACAAAUCAACAUACUUCCAUUCCGCCGUUCGUUCCACCUCCGCCGAUAGUCUUUGCCAAUUUACAACCACCGAAUGAUGACGAAGCAUUGGCGAGUAUGCUAAUGUCAUGCAAAAGUAUCAUGACUACAGCUGAUUGUGUAGUGAUACGGGUUGGUCUCGAAUGGUUAAUGUACGCUCACCAGUAUUUCGAUAUCUAUUCCAAGUCACCGGUUAAAUGUCUGGAAGUUUAUAGCGUCACAUCAAAUAUGAAUUGA
Messenger RNA from Acanthocheilonema viteae, 687 nucleotides. Lineage: Eukaryota; Metazoa; Nematoda; Chromadorea; Rhabditida; Onchocercidae. The record is from the annotation of a GenBank genome assembly.